Molecule: messenger RNA, 1687 nt
Organism: Amblyraja radiata (thorny skate)
Lineage: Eukaryota; Metazoa; Chordata; Chondrichthyes; Rajiformes; Rajidae
Exons: 1
Coding region: 199-1599 (466 amino acids)
Biological process (GO): regulation of transcription by RNA polymerase II
Cellular component (GO): nucleus
Molecular function (GO): double-stranded DNA binding
Source: RefSeq, a predicted model, not a curated record
UGACUUUCAUGGACUGAUGUAACGUGUUAACAUAGCACUUAUUCAUCAUAACUUACACCACAGGGGCAAAACCGGGGGCAGCGCCCAAGAUCUACCCGUGCGGGAGGCAAGACGCCUAAAGUCAAGCCAACGCUUUGUCAAAAACUGAACAAUUUGGUGAGAUUGUAUGGGAGCGAUAUAUUGUCCGCAGACGAUGGCAUGCUGUUUUGCAAACCUUGUGCGAAAACAGUGUGUCAUGUGAAGAGAUAUUUUGUCUCCCACCAUUUACAGACAGCUAAACACAAGGCGGCAGCAGAGAAACUGAAGGCGGGAAAUACGCAAGCUGGUGUCCUCACUACUGGCUCUACUGCUGGCUCCAGUCGCAAAUCUGAGUUUCCGAGAUAUCUCUGCAAGGCAUUCAUUGAUGCUGGAAUUCCACUGUGGAAAUUGGAAAACAAAUCUCUCCGAGGUUUUUUGGAGAAAUACACGGAGCAACCUAUACCGAGCGAGUCAUUAUUGUGGAAAAAAUAUGUUGACAGCAACUUCGACAUUGUCGUGCAGAAAAUCAGAGACAAAGUUGCAUGCAACAAAAUAUGGAUCUCGAUAGACGAGACAACCGAUGCCGUGGGGAGAUAUGUUGCCAAUGUGGUCAUCGGUACACUGGAGGCAGGUCAACCAUCACAGGAGUAUUUGUUGACUUCGGAAGUAUUGGAGAAGACAAACAGCUCAACUAUUGCUCAGUUGUUUACAUCUGUACUUACUGUACUUUGGCCAGAAGGUAUAAAACACGAGAAUGUUCUUCUGUUUGUGACUAAUGCAGCUCCGUACAUGAAAAACGCUGCUUGUGCUCUUAAAGUUUUAUUCCCCAAAAUGUUGCAUUUGACAUGCUUGGCUCAAGGACUCCAUGAAAUUGCAGAGCACAUACGCAGCUUGUUUCCAAAUGUCGAUCGCCUGGUUUCCAACGCCAAGAAAAUCUUCCUCAAAGCACCGUCACGUGUGCAGUUGUUCAAGGAAAAGGCACCCGAGAUUCCGCUACCUCCUCAGGCCACUUUGACUAGGUGGGGUACAUGGCUCUCUGCUGUACACUACUUUGCUGCACAUUUUGAAACGAUAAAAGAAAUCGUGAACUGUUUUGAAGAAGAAGAUUCUGCUGCAGUCAGGAUCGUCAGUGAAAUCAUGCAGAACCAGUCCCUCCACCGCGAUCUUGUGUUUCUUGCUUCCAAUUUUGCAAACUUCCCACAAGCUAUCGCUUCCCUUGAGAAACGUGGCGAAACAUUAACGAAUAACUUGCAAGUUUUCAACGAAGUAACUGACGAUCUCCGUAAAGUUCCUGACGGCGUAGGUAAAGACAUACAAGAAAAAUGUGAGAGAGUGAUUUCAGGUAACAAGGAUCUUGAAGAAAUACAAAACAUCGAUAAAGUUCUCAAAGGUGGUUGUGAUGUACAAGAUAUCGACAUGAAUAUGGAGUCUGUAGCUUGUUUCAGGUAUGCACCAGUGACCUCAGCUGAGGUAGAAAGAAGUUUUCCACAAAUGAAGCAUACUUUGUCUGACACGCGGCAUUGUUUAACACCAGAAAAUAUGAAAAAAAUGCUAGUAAUUAUGUGCAACCAGGAAAUGUAGUAUACCUUUAUAUUAUCAUUUUUAACCAUAUUUUGGUGGUGGAAUUACAUGCCCUUUUAUGAUUUUUUUUGUCAAUAAAUGCCUUUUU